Messenger RNA from Verticillium nonalfalfae, 3660 nucleotides. RefSeq lists its product as uncharacterized. Gene Ontology annotation, biological process: regulation of transcription by RNA polymerase II. The transcript is spliced from 6 exons. The record is from RefSeq and is a predicted model, not a curated record. Gene Ontology annotation, cellular component: Rpd3S complex. The coding region runs from base 1 to 3660 and encodes 1219 amino acids. Lineage: Eukaryota; Fungi; Ascomycota; Sordariomycetes; Glomerellales; Plectosphaerellaceae.
AUGGCCACGAGCACGCGAGCGACACGGUCGCGAUUCUCGAGCCCGCUUCAGCUGCCUACGGCCAACACCAACGCGGGUCCUGGCCCGAGCCCUCUGGAGACGUCGAGGAGCUCGGUCAACGACGCGACGACCAAGACGUUCCUGCAGAAGUGGCUGGAACCUUCCGUGCAGAGUAAACCGAGCUAUGAGGACCACGGACUCGUGCGGUACGGCGUCACCGAGGGCAUGGUGCCGCUUGGCGAGAUGCCCAAGUCGAUCCCCGUCGCGAAGAAGAAGGAAGGCCAGCCGGUGCGCAGGAUCAUUCUGAAGAAGAGCACGGCGCACCUCCAGGCAGCGCAGGCGACCGCGCGAGCCUCGGCCACAGCUGCCGCAUCCACGCCCACGCCGCCGGCGACCAAGACGGAAUUCGAUCGAAGAUCUUCUUACAGCACGGUUGCUGAAGGGGUGGAAACGACGGCUGUCGACAGCGACGGCGCUGGUGCUGAUGCGGCCGCGUCGGUCGUGCUGGGAACCAAGCCAGAGUCUGGCUCUGGCUCCGCACCAGACAGUGUGACGCCCGCCUCCCCCUCUCCGCAACCUCUCGCCCAGGAAGCAUCAGCACCUGCAGCCGCGGAAAAGCCCAUGCGGCGAGCACUGCCUACCAACGAGUCGGACGACGAGCACGAUCAGAAGAGCACCGGCACCAAGACGACGACGACGCUGCGCAAUCCCCUGUCGAGGCGGAGCCUCAACAGAGUCUCUACGGGUCGACGCGCUUCCACUUCGCACCAACCCGCCGCCGUCUCUACUUCGACGCCUGUUCCUGCCUCAGCCUCAGCCUCCACUCCCACUCCCACGCCUACCGCUGCUUCCGCCCCUGCGACAGAUCUCACGACGGCCGCUCCCGAACAGACCGUGCCUGCCAGGGAGCGCAUCGAAAGGGUCAUUGAGCAAGCGAUUCACGAGGCACUCGAUCACUGCCGCUAUCCCACGGCAUGGGCUCUGCGUACGCUUUACGACGAAAAGUCCUCCGACGCGCAUUUUCUCACUCUGGUCGAGUCCAUCUUUUCUCAGACUGCCGACUCGUCGGUCGUUGACGAGUUUGCGAAGCUCAUCGAGGCGAAGAAGAGGGAAGGUAACAAGGAAAAUCGAGCCCGCGAUCACUUUGGCCCACCGUCGCCAAAUCCCAACGGCAUGAGCGGACAAAAAAGGAAGCGUGCACCGUACGCCAAACUCAUCACGCUCGAUCUCACCAAGGCAAGACGUCCGAGUUCACCUGAACCCACACCUGCGCCUGCGGUGCCGCCUCCAGUCGUCGAGGCGCCCGCGCCCGUGCCAGCAACGCCCAUUGGUGUGACGCCGUCAAAGAGGAAGCACAAAUCGCGAAAGCAGCACACAGCAUCGCCGUUCAUGGCGAAACCCUCGACCAUCGGCGAUGGCGGCGCCCUCGUCACGCCGUCUCGGAGGCGUGCUCGUCGGGACUCCGCAGGCAGCGACUCGUCUGCUCUGUCGGAGCUUUCGGGCUCGCCUUCUCUGCCGUCGCCUACGCCUGCAGCUAUCCGUGAUCGCAACGUCGAAGGGGCUGCCGCCCCCGCGACGAGCGCCAAGAUCAUCUUCAACGAACUGCGGCCCAGUCGACAACGCAACGCAAAAACCACAAAGAUGAUCGUCGACGCACCCGACCCCUCGGCCUUGUCAUCCUCGGGCAGCCCUGCGCCUGCUGAUCCUGCCAUAUCGGACAUUCCCUCGUCGCCCCAAUUUGCUGACGCAGUUCCCGCUCGUAGGCCGGUCGGCAGGCCAGCUAAGGGCUCCAAGACGACACGAGCGGCGAAGGCAAAUGCCAAGGCGUCUGCGCAGGGAAAGAGCAACAACGAGGUCAGCGCUGUGGACGAAGCCAACACGGCCAGGCGGAGAACGGCGCGGCUUCAGAGCAACUUUGCCGACGUCGAUGCCCCCGAGGAGAGCUCAAUCCGCGGCGAGACGCAGAACAGCGCCAGCGCCAGCGCGAAUGCGACCAGCGCCAUCGAUCCGCCCUUCUGGGACGAGCUCGAGGCCCCCGUGUCCACGCCAAUCGCGGGUUUGCCGACACGCAAGACGCGACAGUCGGUGGCAGGGAACGCCAGCGUACCAGGAACGCAGGCCAACGGGCGAACCACGCGGUCCAACAAGAGGGGAUUUGAUGAGCUCGAAGCCUCCUCGCCGACAGCUCGUUCGUUCCCACCCGAUGUAGCCUCGAAUGUGAACUCGUCCAGAGCUGGCACGCCCGUCAGCACGCGGGCUGUCAAAAAGCAACGCACCGGCACCGGGCUGCGUGUCAAGUCAUCGCCCAAGAAGAAGACCAUCGGCACUGCAGCAGGCGUACCUCGCCAGAGCGGAGAGGGACAUCCUUUCUCAUCUAGCGGGGCUCACUUCAAUUCGGAUGACAACGACGAUUAUUGCUCGGCGUGCGGCGGCGUAGGUGAACUCGUCUGCUGUGAGCACUGCUCCCGGUCCUUCCAUUUCGAGUGCGUCGAUCUGCUCGUCGACGAGCCUCUCCCUGAUGAAUGGUUUUGUCAACGGUGCAUCGGAACGAGGUUUCCGACCCGAUCAUCUGACAAGAGGCCGGGCCAUUUCGGUGCCCUCCUGGCGGUGCUUGACAAGACCAAUCCAGGGGCGUUUGAGCUGCCGCAGCACAUCCAGACCUACUUUGAAAAUGUGCGAGCUGGUCCUCAGGGGGACUACGAGGAAGAAAACGCCGUGGUGCCCAAGGUUCCCAAGAAACGAGGUGGUUACGAGGAGGCGCCGGACUUCCACAAAGUCCGCGAUGCAGAUGGGUCGCCAGUCUUGUGCCACAACUGCCAGCAAGCGACGGCCAGCGACCGUUCCAUCAUUCCGUGCAGCAUUUGUGGUCUGCACUGGCAUCUGGACUGUCUCGACCCGCCGCUCGCCAUCCCGCCGGUUCUGCGCACCUGGGUCUGCCCGGCUCACAAUGAUGACUUGCUGGCGAAGCUUCCCGGCAGCCUCGCCCCCGCCCACAAGUAUCGCAAGAUUCGCGAUGCCACGGUUAUCACCCCGCUGUACAGUCGUGGCAUGAAGAACAAUGGCUUCAUCGAGGUCAUCAACGACGAGUCUGACAAUGACAGCGGAUGGAACGACGUUACCUCGUUUGGCCGUACCUACCGCUUGCCCGAGAAGGGCAUCGUCUUGGAUUUUGUCUCACAGAAACCCGUUGCUCCAGCAGCCCCCGACGACGAACAACUGGAGGCUGCGCCAGAGUCGCGCCCCAUGAUCGGCCAGGUGUCGAUCACGGAACACCAGGCAGCGCUGAACCUGGCUCAGCUGCGCGAAUCCAACAGCGACGGUAUUUCUCAGCUCACCACAGCUCUUCUGGAUAACGCCGAUCCUGCUGUCCUGUCGCUCAUAGCGCGCGGCGACGCCACGAACCUCGCCAGCGGCAACCUGGGCCAGCGAGACCAGCAGAGCCUUCAGGCCAUGCUCGCGGAGUGCAAGGCCAUGGAAGCACGCAUCCAUGCUGCGUUGGCGGGCCAGAGCCCCACGGCCCGCGACGGCGAUGCUCUAUCCGCAAAGACUGAGUCGGCCGAGGUCGAUCUUCCUACACCUGCCACGACAGGCCCAGAUCACCUCGAGUCUGCCAACAGCAAAUCCGACCAGGGUGAGGCCGGCAUUAUGGAUGUCGAUUAA